Molecule: messenger RNA, 279 nt
Organism: Oldenlandia corymbosa var. corymbosa
Lineage: Eukaryota; Viridiplantae; Streptophyta; Magnoliopsida; Gentianales; Rubiaceae
Source: the annotation of a GenBank genome assembly
AUGAGGGAGAGUGAUGAGAUUGAUUUGGCGGCUGAGUGUAAUAAUCUCAUGCAAUCUCUAAGGAAAGCAUCACUGGCAUUCUUUGGCGAAUGCGGCCUUCUAAGACACCAAAUUUACUCGUACAAUGUUUUCGUUUUGCACUUCUCAGCCACCAAUGCUUUGGCAAAAGGUUGCAUUUUGCAGUUGUUCUAUUUAGAAUUGAGCAGGUCUUGUGACAUCAAUGAGGAAUGUGUGAAGGAGAGGAAAGAAGAGAUAGCAAUUGGGAGGCGUCCAAUUAUG